AUGGCCUCUACUGCUAUUAUAAAUCAACAUAAUCUGGAAAACACUGGUCUGUUCCAGAGAUGGUCAUGUGCUGCUUUCAACCAUCUGAAAAAUAUUCACGACAGCCAUAAGGUUCAUCUCGAUGAUGUCGUAAACGACAUUGCCAUAUAUCUGAAUCAAUCUGAUCUAUAUGAAUUUAUUGGUAUCAGCCGAAGUCACAAUCAUUUUAUCUUGAAACCGGACGAGUUAGUCCUGAUGUCCUUAAGUUCUUCAGUCGAGGAUUGCCUGGCAAAAGUCGAUAGUGACGCGUCAAUAGCCUAUCUGACGCCAACUUCAAUCAAAAGUAUGGCUACUCCAUCCAUACCAUACAUGUGGGCUUACAGCAGAGAUAAUCACCAAUUCUUUCCCGUUCAAUUUUUCGAUGGCACAAAUAGCACAAUGCAACGACGAUUUUUCAAACUUUGUAACGAGAAACGUGAGGUAUUCUUACAGUUCCUCGACAAAUUUAUUGAACUCACAGAAAAGGCACGAUGUGAAGAAUAUCUCGGUUUCUACAUUCGCUACGAGGAUCUGAUUAAGCACAAUAAAGAUAAAGGAGAUGGAAUGAUGGAAGAGACAAACAUGCGUGAGCGUCGUCAGUGGAUGUUGCCAUAUGCUAAAGAAAAUUUGCAGGCCAUAAUUGAUGAAAAUCGAAAGAUGGAUCCUAAUUUCGACUUAACAGCUACUCAUUGGUUCUUCAACGACAAAUUUACGAGUAACGAAAACGUUUGCAAACAUAUUUGCACUCAUAUCUGCAAAUGGCACUAA
Messenger RNA from Rotaria socialis, 786 nucleotides. The record is from the annotation of a GenBank genome assembly. Lineage: Eukaryota; Metazoa; Rotifera; Eurotatoria; Philodinida; Philodinidae.